Physella acuta is the source of this 1113-nucleotide messenger RNA. RefSeq lists its product as uncharacterized. Lineage: Eukaryota; Metazoa; Mollusca; Gastropoda; Physidae. The record is from RefSeq and is a predicted model, not a curated record.
CAUUCAUCACAUAUGUAGGCUUAUAUGUAAGUGCAUAUGUAACAUAUUGAAGGUGCUAUUUCAAAACUGUCCAAAGAUUUGAAUAUUAUAGAGUCACGUGUAUGUAACAGAUAUGCUUGUCAUGUGGAGCUUAAUGGUCUCACACCUGUCAGUGCUGGAUCAAUUAUUUCAACAUUUUAUGAAGCAGUAGAUAAAAGUAAGAUUUGGAUAGAAGAUUAAAAUGACAACCCUUCUUUGACCUACAUCGGGAACUUGAAUCAGCGACCACGGCCUUGUUGGAUGUAGCGGCAAAGAUUACAAGGGAAAAUAAAGAGCCUUUAGAUGUCGAGGUACCAACGCCAUCUUUCUCUCAGUCUACACCACAAACUACAGCAACAGAGAAACGUUACCAAAGUGAAUCAACAAAUCAAGUCACUAAACUAGUUCCAAACACAGAUGAUUUCUUGUUGUGGCUGAUCUACACGUAAUUAAAUCAUCACUACAAGAAAGAUAACUCUAAUAAUGACAACGCGUUUCGGGAAAGCCCACUAUUAUUUAAAGGAGGAAGUUCUGCAACUCUACACAAUUCUAGUCCUUUGAUUCCUCACAACAAAAAUACGCCUACUUAAGAUGCCUUCAAGAAUUCACGUCAAGUUUGUUACAGAGCGCAAGAAAUAUUUGGAAGAACAGAUAAAAGUUCUGGAACCUGUUUUGGGAAAUAUGAAAAAUGUUGUUGCAAAAAGUAAGGCGUGGCUAGAAGAAAAAACUGACCAAUCAUCUGUAAGCUACAUCGAGCUAUCACAAGAACUGGACACAGCAGCCACGGCCUUGUUGGAUGUGACGUCACAUAUUUCAAACGAGGACAACAUGGAUGUCAACAAACCAACGCCAUCUUUACCACAGCCUGACACACAGACAACAGCAACAUUUCUAACAGUAGAAUCAACAAGACAACUCAAGACACAAGUCACACAUACAGCGGACGAGGACAACAUGGAUGUCAACAAACCAACGCCAUCUUUACCACAGCCUGACACACAGAAAACAGCAACAUUUCUAACAGUAGAAUCAACAAGACAACUCAAGACACAAGUCACACAUACAGCGGGUAUAUUGAAGAACAUCCUGACCUAG